Penicillium longicatenatum is the source of this 1719-nucleotide messenger RNA. Its product is annotated as transcription factor TFIIIB subunit BDP1. NCBI's taxonomy places the organism in Eukaryota, Fungi, Ascomycota, Eurotiomycetes, Eurotiales, Aspergillaceae. The record is from RefSeq and is a predicted model, not a curated record. Gene Ontology annotation, cellular component: transcription factor TFIIIB complex. The transcript is spliced from 2 exons. Gene Ontology annotation, biological process: RNA polymerase III preinitiation complex assembly. Bases 1 to 1719 code for a protein of 572 amino acids. Gene Ontology annotation, molecular function: TFIIIC-class transcription factor complex binding.
AUGAAGUCGUUCUCGAGUUCUGCGAUCAAUAAGUCGGGCAAGAAAUUUGCGCCGAAGGCGCCCGUUCGUCGCGCGCCCGCCGCGCCGGCGCGGCGACCCAGUGCCGUUCAACAAGCCCAGGCUCAAGCUGCUCAGGCUGCACAGGCAGCGGUAAAGGAAAAAGAGAAUCCUGAGACGACUAUCGUUGAAACCACCGAUUCCCAACCAUCCGCCCUCCAAGCCCCAGAGAAAUCAACUGCUGUCGAAGAAGCACCCGUCGUGGCGGACCAGCCUCAAAAGACAGUGCAAACAGCGCCGAAGCCGACCACAUCUAUCCCAAUUCCCCAACCGAAGACCAAAGCUUCUGUCUCCGUACCAAAUUCUGUGCCAACUCCUGCUGUCGCUUUCACAGCAACCCCACCCUCCACGGCCGAUGAACCGACAUCUCCCCGCACUCUCUCCACUGAACCAACUAUUGUGCAGUCAAUAGAACACGAUGCUGAACAGACUGCUGCAAACCAGCCCGCCUUGGAAGCUCCGCAGCGCACAGAGACCGUCACCGCAGAGGCACCCUCUGCUCCAGAUUCAGGCGCCGAAUCCCAGGCAACGCCUCCUAUCUCGCUGAAAGGGGCUAAGAAAAGCUCUGAAAUUACCAAGAUGAAGAUCCAGCCACGGCCAAGGGGACCAAUCGCGACCCCUCCGGCUACUCGACGUACUAGUGAAACCCCGGCACAUUCCGUGGCGCCUUCCUCUGUUGCCCUUUCGACCCCAGAGCCAAGUCGGGCAUCUUCCAAAGGCAAACGCAAGGCUUCCAAAGCGGGAACGUCAGACGUCGAUGGCGCCGAAAAGCCGAAAAAGAUCCACCGACGAAAGCGUGAAACUACGCCUGAAGGUGCCGACACGGUAGAAAUUCUACCGAACGUUAUCAAGAUGUCAGAACUCUGCAAGGAUCUGAAGACGGGUAAAAAAUCGAAGCGCGAGAUUGCAUUACGGCGUCUAGAGGUAGAAGAGCAAGAGCGGAAGCAGAGGGAAAAGGAUGGAACACCUGCAGUGCCCCUGGCCUCCAAACCAGAGGGUCCCAAAGAACAGGAGAGACCUGAGAAGGCAAACGGUCCUGUCAUGCGUAUUGUCAAUGGCGAGAUUGUGCUUGAUGCUGCCUCACUUCAGGUGGAUCGACAUGCGGACGCAGCUCGGGACGCGGGUGAUAUGGACGUCGUGGAAGAAAACCAACUUACCCGGAAAAUCAACCAGGCCACUUAUGGCAAGCGUUCCAAGACGGAGACCUGGGAUGAGGAAAUGACGGAUCUGUUUUACCGCGGUCUCCGCAUGUUCGGCACCGAUUUUAUGGUCAUUAGCAAACUUUUCCCUGGACGAUCCCGCCGGCAAAUCAAGCUCAAGUACAACAACGAAGAGAGAAAGGAUGCUCAGCGGAUCAAUGAUGCUUUAUUUGGCCCCCGUGAGGUCAUUGGUAUCGAAGCCUACUCGCAGUUGACAAACGCAACAUAUGACGAUCCCAAGGUUAUCCAGCAAGAACUGGAUGAAGAGAAGGCGAAGAUUGAAGAACAGCACGAGAAAGAGAAGAAACUACAAGAAGAAAUGAUUCGCAAUCCCACCAAUGCUGAGGAUGAGGCUGAUGAUAAAUCCAACGCUGCACCCAUCAAGGGUAAGCGCAACAAUAAGAAGCAGAUCAAAAGUGCAGGUGGUGGAACGGAGGAGGUGCUAGGGUCUAUUGAAUAUUAG